AUGGAUUGUCAAAUUGGGAUCGUGGAACGUGACUCCCAGCUUGGUGGAGAGAGUGGAAACGUGGAGGACAUGCUACUAAGCAUGUUGGAUGAGAGGGAUCGCUUGAUGGUUGGACUGAAAGAAGCUCGUGAAGAACUGCAGGCCAGCCAACUUCGUCUUCGAGAUUUGGAAAAAGAACGCGACAAUCUGCAAAUCCAACUAACCAGCACUAUUCCCGCCGUGGAGUUGAACGGCCGCACCUCCCAAUCCUGGCGAGCAGACAUGCAGGCAUACGAUGACGCACACAGCGAUAACGUGUCAUUGAUCUCAGUGGAAUUAUUUGUUGCAUUUUUGAUGGAGAUAGUUGUUAUUGACCAAGGGAAUCGAUUUUUGGUUUGUGCCAUCAAUACAAUUUGUACUUCUUUCUCACCCGCGAAAUGGACUGAUAGUGACAGUAUCUAG
Messenger RNA from Rodentolepis nana, 441 nucleotides. The record is from the annotation of a GenBank genome assembly. NCBI's taxonomy places the organism in Eukaryota, Metazoa, Platyhelminthes, Cestoda, Cyclophyllidea, Hymenolepididae.